AUGGGUGAUUCCCUGUGCGGCCCAUCCAAUGCACUGCAGAACUUCCAGAAGCAUACAUCGGUUGACCGGACCCUCCAGCAAGACCGAUUAACUACUCGCCAACCAUCAGCUCAGGGGUUCCGAUCGCAAAGCCAGCGGGAUGGUAUCCUUGACCCGGAGUUUGCCGCAUUUGAGGCUAACCUGGGGGGUCCUGCUUUACCAAAUCUACAACAUCCUGCUCAUUUUGGGGGACCGAUUCAGCUACCAACCACCGCUCAUUCGAACGCCAGCUGGGCAUCGGACUUCCAAAACCUCCACAUCUCCGGUACUGCGCCCCCGCAGUUACAACAGCAGGUACAAGGCCCGCCGGGGAUCCAAGCGCAACGAGGAUGGCAGGAUGAAUUCUUCAAGUACCAACAGAGUCAAAAAUCUCCAGCAACAGCCCAUCUUGCACAAAACCACCCGAACACACAUCAUGCAUACCAACCCGCAAUCGCCACAAACUACCCAAUGUACAAUCCCCCCAUGAGUGCAUAUCAGGCCCCUCAUCAAGCUCAUUCGCAACAUAUUGUGCCAGCGGAGAAGUUUGAUGAGUCUGCUUUUGAGGCCGCAUUUGAUCAAGCCCGAGCAGAUAUGGAAUUACAGACAGCCGAGGCCACAUCGACCGAACAACACGUCCUCGACGCAUCCCCUAUCGACCCUUUCGAAAAAGCUCAGGAAGAGCUCCGGAUCGGAUCUGAUAAUAUCCCUCAGUCCAACCAGCAGCAGGACCCGCAAUCUCGCACUCACGACGCGGAUGCCCUCGCACAAACAGCCGGGCAACUUCUCAACAGCGUUCGUCAUGACCAAAGCGAAAAGUUCCAACAGAGCAACUUCCUCGCUUUGAUGCGCCGAAUUCGGGAUCGUGAAGUUGAGGUGGAGGGAGAGGAGUUCCGCGAAGUCAGUAGCAACCCAUAA
Penicillium odoratum is the source of this 936-nucleotide messenger RNA. It is a transcript of the gene pex20, whose product is annotated as protein pex20. The record is from RefSeq and is a predicted model, not a curated record. Gene Ontology annotation, cellular component: cytosol; peroxisomal membrane. Lineage: Eukaryota; Fungi; Ascomycota; Eurotiomycetes; Eurotiales; Aspergillaceae. Gene Ontology annotation, biological process: protein import into peroxisome matrix, docking. The transcript has 2 exons. Bases 1 to 936 code for a protein of 311 amino acids.